ACCUGGCGUCGGGUGUGUAUACAUUUGGGAAAAUAAUAAAGCGAAUAUAUUUCAUACCGUGCGUAUAUUAAUACCCAAUUAAUUACUGGAAGAAAGGGACCUUUUCAUUUCGAGUUUCAUCCAUUUCAAGUGAUUGUUUUCUGUGCAGAAGGAGAAGGAACAAGAUUUCUGUGAAAGUGAAAGCCCUGCCUACUUUUGACAUUUGGCUUUGCUCUGUCCCUAUAGAAUUCAGUGCAAAUCUAGAAGCCGUACCGGAGAAACCAUUUUCGUGUCACAAAGGAACUUCAAGAUGUCGAAUCCGACCAACGAAUACGAUUCCUAUUUUCUCAAUAUAUUCCCGCAUUGGAUGCAGUCUCAUGUUCCGCGUGGGAUGGGCAAUCAAUCUACCCAGACUAAGACUUCGCCAACCAAGACAGCGAAUAAGUCUACCCAGACGAAACCUGUUAAUGAUGGCAACGUGCAAGCUAGCGUGAUCGCAAUGCUGACAGGAUUGGACUCGAUCUUGGACAUGAAGCCUAGCAGAAGUCCUUCGCCCGAAGAGUUCCAGCGCCUAAAUGAGAUGUUGACCAGCCAGAACUGCGAUUCGCUGCGCGAAGUACUGGAGUCAAGGAAGCGAACGCUUCCCGAGGAGGACCUAACUGGGUUUCUAACUACGAUACUAAAGCAAAAUCCAGAUGGGAAACCGCUGCCUAAGCGGCAGAAGCCGGAGCGCCAGGAAGAAGAGUUCUCAGGGCAGACAACAGAAUAUUGGGAACCUGACCAACCAUUCUAACUUGGAAACGUCGAUGAAUUAACGACAAAAUGAUUGGACAGUCAACUGAGCAGGUCAGAUUCAACAUUUGCAGGCAACAUG
Molecule: messenger RNA, 853 nt
Organism: Drosophila simulans
Lineage: Eukaryota; Metazoa; Arthropoda; Insecta; Diptera; Drosophilidae
Exons: 4
Coding region: 290-772 (160 amino acids)
Source: RefSeq, a predicted model, not a curated record